AUUGGGUGGAACAAGAACUGGAUUCCUGAAAGGUGGAGACUUUUGCGAGGGCCAGGCCCUGAGCACUGGUUCAUUGUACCCAUCUCAUGGUGAUAGAGCAAUAACUAUAUAAUAAGACAGGCCCUUGCCUUACCUCCAUGUUUCCCCCCCACCCCAAAUUUUUUGUUCCAAAAAUGUAACAGUUGCUCCUGCCCAAUGUAAGAAAAUGCUCUGUAACUGUUUGAACUUUGUGACCUCAGGAAUGUUCCAUUAGCCCCACCCCUCAGGAAUGUUCCAUUAGCCCCACCCCUCUCAUGAAUGUUCUGUAACUCUGCCCCACCUGCUUCAGUGAACAUGCUCUCCUACCUAGUAGACCCCUAUAUAAGGAGGCUCCUGUUUCUAGUCAAGCGCUCAUACUUCGAGAAUGAUCUCCUCUGAGCCUGCUGGUGUAAUAAAAGUUUUUCUCCACCUGUUUGAGUGACCAUUGGAUUCUUGAGUCUUCAAAUUUUGCAUCCAGUGCAAAUGAAGGGGAAGAAAAGCAGAAGGAAGAGGACAGCUGCUCUCCUACACUACCAGAUUUACCAGAAAUUGAAUAAGAAGAUAAUUCCCCUUCUGAAAAGCUUGCAGAGGCUGCUCCCUGGCCAAGGAUGCUCUCAACAUCCUGCAUACCAACACUACCCUGCUGAUGCAGGUACCAGAGCACCUGUCACAGCCCCACAGCCCGAUGGGGAGAAAGCAGACCCUGCUGCCCUGUCCCUGGUAGAGGCGGCCCCCUCUCCUCUCACUCCACACCUUCCUCCUCUGCCCUCCUCUCCAUCCGCAGGCCCAUCAACAACCUCCUCCGAUUUUGUGCGUUCACCCACACCCCUCACUGCUUCUCAGUCCCCAGAGCCCCUGAUUCCCCUGGGAAGACUUGCACCCCAGCCACUUUCCCUUCCCCCACCAUGUCCCCCCGAUCGUGCCACAACCCCACCUCCCUGCUGGGACACAAACGAGAAGCCAGAACAGCAGCUCAGUCCUCAGCAACCCUCAUGUCCCAAGAUCCUAGGGGCCCACUUUGGGCAGAAAUGGAUCCAGCUUUUCUGGGGUCUGCCCUCUCUGCACAGUGAAUCCAUAACAGCUGCUGCCGGGAUCUCUCAGAACCCUCCCAUUCCACACCUUCCCACCUUCUUAUUCAACAGAACCUCACAUGUUUGCCCAGUUCAUGUGCCAGAUCAAAUGUUCCCGCUGCAUUCCCAGGCCCAGGAUCCAUCCUGUCUGGAGCCCCGAUCCCCACCCCAACCCCAGCCCCCAGCUCUGGGUCAGGCCCAGACUCAGACCCACCCACAAUCCUCUCCCCCGAUCCUGUUAGCACCCUCCCUGCCCUUCAGUAGGGGCUGUGGAGUAUCCUGUUCUACAUCCCAUAACCCACAGUCACUCAUUGCAACUGAAACUCAACACUCAGGAAGCCCCUUGUCGAAGAAACACCUAGAACAUGGACGGGCUAUUCCCUCAGCAGUCCGAAGCCCUCAGGAGGGUUACUGUCCCUCCUCUCCCAACCUUUGCCAAAGCAAGGGUGCUGCUGCCAUCCUUUGUGAGAGUUUUCCAAUCAGCUCUGAGCUCUGGGGAAAAAAAGAGCAACACAUUCAAAAGUGGCACGUUCGACACCAGCGAGACCUGCCCUGCAGGAUCCAGGAGUCUCCAGAACUCACACAGCCUCAGUGUGACUUAGCUCAUUCACCUCAGGUAAAGGACAAACCCGGGCUCUCACAUUCGUCUGUGUCUACAGGCAAACCCAGCGAGGAUGUGAAGAAGGUGAGGUUACAGCUAAGGAGAGACUCACGCAAGAUUUCAGGGCAUAUUCUAGGCAAGGGCCCCAAAGAUCUCUCCAGGGCCCUAGGAAGCUCCCCAGGGAAGGUUCUGGGGGCGACCUCUGAGGAGUCAGAGAGAAACCUGAUGUGGCCCAUAGACAGUGACACAAGAAAUGACUCAUUUGGAAGCAGAGAUAAGACACGUCUAGAAGCCGUGCUGAAAGCACAUUUGGAUGUGAAGGUGGCGCAGAUCCAUGAGGGGCUGAUCCCUCUGAGAGUGCGCCGGUCCUGGCUCGUUGUCAAUGGUGUCGUUGCCACGUCUCACACCCACAUGGGAACCAGAACUCCAGCAUCCUCCAGGAGUCAGGGAACCCUUGUGAGCACUAUCCAGAAGUUUUUCUCCAAUCCACACACUCAGCAGGACCUGGAGAUGCAGAGUACAAGGCGUAGGGUGAGGCACAGGUGGGGCCUCCCCCUCAAGCUCCUCAAGGCCGUAAAUGCCUUUAAGUCUACAAAGGCUGCGCCCUCACCCUUUCCACAGUGUGCCCGUCCCUCCUCCUCUGGCAAUGUGUCCUGGGCUGACUUGACAGUGGAGGAUGAGGCCAAGUUCCUGGGAAAACCACCUCAGGGAUGUCCGGGAGAGGAGGCGACAGUCAGGCAGUCUGUCCACACACUGGGCAGUCUCCUUGUCUCCUCUAUUUCAUGUAAGGAGACCAAGAGGGCCCUGGCAGGGAUCCCUCUUGGUGAUGGCCGGUGGUCCUCAGAGGGCCCCCUCACUAGACAGGACAGUGCGGGGCCUUCACAGCAACUCACAUCCAGCCUCAUGGGCAGAACCCGUGAGAGCAGGACCACCCAAAGGGUUGGCAGAGGCAGCCCAGAAGUCCCCAUGGUUCCUGGAACGUGUGUCACCCAAGAUGCAGGAGAGCCAGGCCUUUGGGCAUACACUGGGAGCAAGUUUCAGCACGGAGAGGAAACCAAGUCAGUGAGCCAUUGUCAAGUCUGUGUCACAGGUGUCCACCUUCCAGACUGUCCCACUGACACUCUCUGUGCUUCACACCGUUUGGCAUCUCCAGAGUCCCAGUGGCACCAUCACAGCAUGCCUCUAGGGGACAUGCCAGCUCCACAACUGUUUGGUGAUCUAAUGGCAGACAGAGGGAGCAGCCUGGGGCAGCAGAAGCCCCAGAUCCAGAAACUUCAGCACUCACCGAAGAGCCAAAGCAAGACAUCUGUCCCUGCUGACAAGCAUGAGGUUGGUAGGAGCCCCAGCUCAGAAAAACAUGAAGACAGGUUGGGAGACUUGGAGACCUCUGAGCCCAUCCAGGAUGGGGGAAUAGAAGACACCUUAGAGAGUAAACACCUUCAGCUCCCACAAAAGAAACCAGUCCCCUCAGAAGGCUACUUCCAAAGAAGCAUGAAGAAAUGUCUACAGUGGGUUUUACCUAAGAAAGAAAUCAAAGGGCAGGAAGACACCCAGAAAAAAGGCAAGCCUGCACCUGCCAAGGCCCAGAGUCAGAGACCAGCCAAAAACAGACCUCGUGUGGACCACAACACGGAUGAGACUCAGCGGCUCAUGACAGCACUUGGGCAGAUGGUAGAAGCCACAAUAAUGCUUAAGCACGAACUUUGUGCCUUCAAGUUCAAUCAGCACAAAGAAGAAGAAGGUCACGCCCCAAUCUCCCAGGUUCCCUGCUCCUCAGAGCACAGGAGAAAGCCAGGACAUGCAGCCACCCACAAGUGCCACAGCUGUCCUACCAGGGAGAGGCACACCCGUGCCCAAGAGUCCUUGAAAACUGGACAGCUCAACAGUGAGCAGCAGGGCCAGAGGCAUCCCCACCCCUCCUUCCCCAUCAAGGCUGUGUCCCCAGUCAGGCCCUCCCAGUGUGGCCCAACAGUGUCCAGGGCACCAGGCCAACAACGUUAUUGCCCAAGGCAUGGUCCUUUUUAGGGAGGUGUCUUCACUGGACAACAGAGAAAUUUCUCUCCAGUCUUUCUUAGUAGGAAAACACAUGUCCAAGAAAAAUAUUAGUGAUGUAAAGGAAAAUGAUUUUUCUCAUUAUGCAUCCAAGAUAUUUACUGUACCCCAAAACACUUAUGUUUCCUCCUAAGAGAAAUGGCUUCUGUGUGCUCUGUGCUUGGUGUGGGCUCUGGGGUCUAGAAGGGAGCAGUGUGGUGGAGGUGACAGAGGGGUGCAAGCCAACCUUCACCCUUAGUUCCUGCACUGAUCGCCACUUCCACCAUUACACAAACAAAAUCCCUAAAAACAAGCCACGGAAAAUCAAUGAUGACCCCCCACCCCUGGGAUCGGGUCCAACCCAUCUUUCCAUUGCUCCCCUACAUUAAGGCAGUGGUAGGACCAGAGGCACAGGGACACUUUAGGCUGAAAAUUCCCCCACAGUUUCCACAAGGGUCAGAGCCAUGCAGAUCCACU
Molecule: messenger RNA, 4197 nt
Organism: Heterocephalus glaber (naked mole-rat)
Lineage: Eukaryota; Metazoa; Chordata; Mammalia; Rodentia; Bathyergidae
Source: RefSeq, a predicted model, not a curated record